Molecule: messenger RNA, 2308 nt
Organism: Microstroma glucosiphilum
Lineage: Eukaryota; Fungi; Basidiomycota; Exobasidiomycetes; Microstromatales; Microstromataceae
Product: translation initiation factor eIF4e
Exons: 3
Coding region: 270-2186 (638 amino acids)
Biological process (GO): translational initiation
Cellular component (GO): eukaryotic translation initiation factor 4F complex
Molecular function (GO): RNA 7-methylguanosine cap binding; translation initiation factor activity
Source: RefSeq, a predicted model, not a curated record
CAUCCCUCGCUCCAACCGGAGUCUGAGCGACGACAGGCGGAUCAAUACACAGACUUGAUCACUAAGCCUCGUCUUUCUACCUCCCAUAUCCACUCUCCUGACAUCACUACCCUCGCACACCCUCUUACAGACGUGACCACCUCGACGACAGGCACUUCAGCGAGCCUCCAUUGCUGCAUACACAGGACAGUCGAGACGGCGCUCCACCUGCCGCCUCUUCAGACGCGCCCAUACCCCAUCAGUGCUUGCCACUUCACAUCCUGCAUACCAUGGCAGAAGUUGAGCAGGCGGAUGAAGCGCCAGUCUCUACCCUUUCCACGGAUCCCAACAACGAUGCUGCUACCACCCCCACCUCUGCUGCAGCAACCCAAGGCACUGCCACUCCUCUAGGAUCGCCUGCGCCGACCUCUACCGCUGGUACAUCGCCACCCACAUCUUCUACCGACGCAUCACGCUAUGAAGGAUGUUCCGCGUCGAAUUCAGCAGACAGUGCAAAUGCGAAGGUAUCCGGAGCACCUUCCGGGAGACCGCCUACUUUGAGCGACAUUGCUGCACGUAUGAAGCUGGAUGGCGCCGAUGCUCCAGACUCUCCUUCGUCAAACAACCAUAGCAGCCACUUAGACGUCGUAGCGCCCUUGAAAGGCAGACUUGGAUUAGCUGGACGUCUGAAUAGCUACUCGUCGGAUACAGCAUCAGGUCAGUCCGAGUCAGAGGGCGAUGCAAAGCAGCCGACUCCGGUAGCCUUUGGCGUCCCCCCUUCCACAAGCAAGUCAAGCGGCCAAUCGCAGCAGCAGUCGGACCUGGCGUCUACGGAGGACAAGAGUUCGCCAAAUACCAGUGGCAAGGGGAAGACCCUUCCCACCUUGGAAGAGAUCCGAGAGCGAUUGAACAGAAAGGGACAGGCAACCACUCAGACUACCCCGGCUUCAAGCUCGGGCGUAACGUCAGCAGCAGCUAAGGUGAAGACUACAGAGGGUUCACCUGUAACCUCGCAGACGCUGAGUGGCGCUGAGAGCACGUCACAAGACCGUUACAUCUCACCUAGCGGAGCUCAUGGUCUCGGUGAUGCAUCACGCCAACCAGGCACCUCGGCAGCCCAGAAAGCAGAGGAGAAGGACGGCAUGCCACCCCCAAAUGCUUCUGCUAUGCUUCCUCCUGCCUCUACGAAACCUCUGACAAAAGUUUCUCUAGCAUCGUCGAAAGUCAAUGCCACCCUCUCAGUACCUGCCACCGGACGCAGCGCUCCAGGAACGCAUCCCUUGCAGCACGAGUGGACCCUCUACUUCGACUCCAAGGAAGGAGGCCCAUCGUCUGUCAGCUCAUCCCCACUCGGCGCAGCGACUCGUGCUGGGAACUCGCCUACGAAGGCAACGUCUCCCAGUCUUGAAAGCUCUGCAGCUCCGUCAGGCCCAUCUAAAGGUGCUUCGAACUCAGAGACAUGGGAAGCUGCACUCAAGAAGGUCGGAGAGUAUCGCACGGUCGAAUCGUUCAUGAGCGUCUUCGGAACCAUCAAGAGGCCUUCUACCUUGGAGCGCAAUGCUAAUUACCAUCUGUUCAAGGACGGCAUCAAGCCGAUGUGGGAAGAUCCCGCCAAUGCCAGGGGAGGCAAGUGGGUCCUCACCUUUGAUCGCAAAUUAUCCAACCCUGCUCUCGUAGAUCGAAGCUGGAUCUGGCUCGUACUUGCUCUCAUCGGUGAAGAGCUGGAUGCUGAUGACGAAGUUACAGGAGCAGUUGUUUCCACUCGACCAAAGUUCGAUCGUAUCGCACUGUGGGUCCGAGGCAAGCAGGAUGUCAAGCGGGUCAACGAGAUCGGCCGUAAGCUCAUCGACUUGCUUCAGGUGGAGUCUGAGCCCGGCGUUGCCCUGGAAUUCAGCUCAAACUCUACUGGAUCGCACUCACGAAGUGCACACUAUGGGUCGCAGAUCUUCCUUGGUUUCAGCAAUGGUGCCGUACCCCCUUCCGGAUCGAGCAACGAUAGGCAGUCGACUUCGGCUACUGCAAGCGCCACAAGAGGCGCUUCUGCUCUCACAGCAGGUUCUCCUCCUACUCGACUGGGAAGCGGUCGGUCUGCUGCUGGCUUCGGCAGCGGCGGCUUUGGCACAGGAGGGCUGAUGGGGCGGACUAAUGCUUCCUCAGUCGGGGGAGGAGGCCUGCUAGGUCGCACCCAGUCUGGUACCAAGCGCUGAGCUUCGUGCUUCGUCGCGCUCAUGAGCUCUUAGAAAGGGCAGGUCCCUGCAUUGAUCGUAUCCCGGUCCACUUGUACAUGUUUCUCCUCCCUCAAUGUCACCUUUUGUCUACCUCGUCCAUG